AUGUCAAGGAAUAUCGAAAGUGCGGAGAGUAUAUUGAAUAACACCACCUGUGAUGGUCGCUACUCGAUGAAUACGAAAACUUUCGAAGGACGAAAUCGUUUUAAAGCUGGUACUGAUGGUGUUACGCAGCCAGUUGAUCGACAAGAUUCGCUAAUGCUUUGUCAACAGUUGCAAGAACAAGAUGGUUUUGACUUUAUGGAUCAAAGCAUGGAUCUGACUCCUUAUUUAAGGGAUCUUCGAGGAAUAGAUGACAAUAGUGAAGAUCUGGAGCCUGUUAUCGAUAAACAACGAGUACUUGAAUAUGACAUACAAAUGCAACAUGGCGUUUGUGCGUGUACUGCUCAAUAUGCAGAUUUGUCAAACAUUGCAAAAGCUAUAAAAUCCGACACAAGUUUGGAUGAUGCACUAGUCGCAGUUCCAGAAACGUCAGGUUUUGCAGCAAGUUUUCAGCCGGUGAAGACGGAAAUAACAAACAGUGAAGAAAUGAAAGGAGAGCGAGGAACUCGGCCGACAAUAUCCGUGAAGGAGGAUACAUCAGAUCAAAUUGAAAUUUCUUUUACACCAACUAUUAAGCCCAGAAAGUAUUCACUGAAGCCAGAAGCAGAAAAGAGAAAUCCAUUGUAUCGAUUGAAGCGUGAAAAAACAACGAUGCCGUAA
Messenger RNA from Loa loa (African eye worm), 657 nucleotides. RefSeq lists its product as hypothetical. The coding region runs from base 1 to 657 and encodes 218 amino acids. The record is from RefSeq and is a predicted model, not a curated record. The transcript has 4 exons. NCBI's taxonomy places the organism in Eukaryota, Metazoa, Nematoda, Chromadorea, Rhabditida, Onchocercidae.